Aspergillus steynii IBT 23096 is the source of this 669-nucleotide messenger RNA. RefSeq names its product class I SAM-dependent methyltransferase. The transcript has a single exon. Lineage: Eukaryota; Fungi; Ascomycota; Eurotiomycetes; Eurotiales; Aspergillaceae. The record is from RefSeq and is a predicted model, not a curated record. Bases 1 to 669 code for a protein of 222 amino acids.
AUGGACGUUGAAGCGGAGCUUAUGUUCGAUGAUAUCGCGAAGAAUUACGAGGCAAAUUUUGCUGAAGACCCCAGUCUGCAUCGAGUCAUCGACCAAGCCUUGGGCUUACUUUCGCCACACUCCCAAGUUCUAGACGUAGGAUGCGGGACCGGAAAGCCAGUCUCGUAUCGUCUAGCUGAAGCUGGCCACGAUGUCACCGGAAUCGACAUCUCUCAGAACAUGAUCGACAUCGCCACGCGCCAGGUGAAAGCACAGUUCAUCAAGACAGAUAUGACCAAUUACGAGCCGAAGAUGAAGCUCGACGCCAUCUUUGCUAUCUUCUCGCUAUUUAACAUCUCGCGCGCCCAGGUCCAAUACAUGGUAUCUAGGUUUUACGACUGGCUGAAACCAGGUGGUCGGCUUGUUUUGGCUACGAUUCCCAGCGAAUGUCUAUUCCAGGACCCGGGUAUCUAUGAUGAGUCUGGCGAGUGGGUUGAUCAGAAACCGAUGUAUUUUAUGGGACAUAAUUUCUGUGGCUCGGCGGCGACGAAGCGGGGGUGGGAGGAUUUGUUCACCCAGACAGGGUUCGAAGUGGAGGAUCAGUUCUCUUACAAUUUCUCCCCGCCGAGUUUGGAUGCACAUAAGAAGGAUCCUGAUCAUUUGUACUACGUUGUUCGGCGAGGGUGUUGA